CUUCAGCCUCUAGCGGACGCGUCAGCUAGCUAAGCAUUUCCUCCCCGACUUCCAGUACUCAGGCUUUAAAAUGCAGACCGACCCAUUUUUGCUUUGCCCCUCAUGUUACACAAGCUUUCCCGUCCGAUCUGAUUACCUUUCUUGGUAUCGUGUGCUGAUUCACCCCCUGCUGCUGUGCGAUGGUAUACAGAGGGAAGCCCAGUCCUGGCUGCGCCUUAUGUCGGGCGAGACGAUUAUUAUGCGAUCGACGUCGACCCUCAUGCUCCCAGUGUCUGCGAGUCAAUCGCGAGUGUUCGGGGUACCAAGAUCUACAAGCACUUCGCAUUCAUGAUCAAAGUCAAGAAACUGCAGCCAAGGUGCAGGCACAAUCUAAGGCUCGCCGCAGUGUACGAAAAUCCACAACACCUCCUACCACAGUCCAAUCGGCAGCAUUGUCCCAGUCCCUACCCCCCGCUAUUCCAUCUUCGAUGGCUGAGCAAGCCAUAGCUUAUACAUUCAAGCGCUAUGUGGGCACUACACAAAACCGUGGCUUGCUCUCGUACCUACCGCUGUUAUUAAGCGAGGACCCCUCUCCUGUGCUGCAAGCCACGAUCAGAGCCGUAGGGCUGGCUGGCAUGUCGAGGGCCCUCUCGCUGCCAGAGCUGAAAUACUCUGCUGGACUGGAGUAUGGCACGGCGCUGCUUGCGACGAGCCGGGCGUUGCAAGAUCUUGCUGUGGCUAAAAGGGAUUCCACUCUGGCAGCUGUUGUGAUGCUGAGUACAUAUGAGCUGAUAACAUGUGAAGGAUCAAAAGGUGGCCAUGAUAUCAUGAGAGGUUGGAUAAACCAUGUCCAAGGAUCAGCGAAGCUCCUUGAGCUACGAGGCACGGAACAAAUGAAAUCACCAGCUGGCCUGGCCUUGUUCACCCUUGUUCGUUUGCAAGUCGCAUUCAGCAACAUAUUCUGCAGGCAACCCAGCUCCCCCGAAAUCGCAAGUCUAUCCCUCGUUGCGAAAGCCCAUCGCGACAAUGACUCGCAAACAAUCGAAGACUUCUUCGACACUCUAGGUGAAUUAGCCGAUCUCUCCAUCGACAGCGACAAACCUUUCACAGAAGAAAACACAUCUGCGGACCCGGUUCUGAUAAUCAGGAAAGCACUGCACCUCGAUGCAGACCUGCUGUCAUGGUCGCUAUCAAUUAACUCUACCUGGAGGUACAAGGCCAUCGAAACACCUAGUCUCAACAACACCAACGAACACAAACCAUACUCCUUCUACCAUGGCAGUAGAUAUCACGUCUUCCCAAACAUCGACCUCGCCUCGAUGUGGAAUAACUAUCAUCAAGCACGCAUCAUCAUACACGGCAUAAUCAAGUCGAUGUGCGAGUAUCUCCUAGCGCUAGAUCCCGCACACGGCUGCCGCCAAACUCUCAUCCAGUCUAUCGCGACCUGCAAGCAAAUGAUAGAAGAUAUCUGCGCUAGUGUGCCAUACUAUCUUACUUCGGGCGAGACAGGUGUCGGGGGAUUACUACGGCUUUCAUGGCCAUUGUUCAUUGCAGCGGAUAGUUCUGUCUCGACGCCCGUCGAGAAGGAGUGGCUUCGGCAAACCCUGGAGAAAGUUGCGGAAAUUACUGGUGCUCAGCAGGCUCUUACUAUGGCGCAGUUUUUGAGAAAGGGGUGGGCUGUUCCUUUUAUUCCGGGUAAUGCGGGGAGGGGGAGGUUCCCAUUCCGAGGGCGGGCCUAGACUAAGGGAUUUUAAGUUGUAUAUGAC
This is a messenger RNA of Penicillium subrubescens, 1745 nucleotides long. RefSeq names its product Zn(II)2Cys6 transcription factor. Bases 180 to 1718 code for a protein of 512 amino acids. Lineage: Eukaryota; Fungi; Ascomycota; Eurotiomycetes; Eurotiales; Aspergillaceae. Gene Ontology annotation, molecular function: DNA-binding transcription factor activity, RNA polymerase II-specific; zinc ion binding. The record is from RefSeq and is a predicted model, not a curated record. Gene Ontology annotation, biological process: regulation of DNA-templated transcription. The transcript has 4 exons.